AUGAGGAUGCCGGGGAUGGUGAGGACGAGGAUGGUGAGGGGGAUGAUGAGGAAGAUGGUGAGGAUAAGGAGGAUGAGAGUGAGGAUGGUGAGGAGACCCUACAGUGAUGGAGGAAGCUCAAGAUCCUACAGAUAUAGAGGGCCCCCCAAGUCCUUGGGGGUCCCACAGGGUCCCCCCCCCGUGUCACCGGGUCACCCCCAGUCCCUCCAGACCCCCUAUGGCUCGAGUUCCGGCUCCCGCCGUCGUCUUGCGCUCGCGCAUGCGCAGACGCGCUCGGAGCGGCCAGGCCGGAGCGGGCGGAGGGAGCGCGAGCGCCCGGGGGACUGCCCCAAGAUGACGCAGUUCCUGCCCCCCAACCUGCUGGCGCUCUUCGCCCCCCGGGACCCCAUCCCUUACCUGCCCCCCCUGGAGAAGCUGCCCCACGAGAAGCACCACAACCAGCCCUACAGCGGCAUUGCACCCUACAUCCGCGAGUUCGAGGACCCCCGGGACGCCCCCCCACCUACCCGUGCUGAGACACGGGAGGAGCGCAUGGAGCGGAAGCGGCGGGAGAAGAUCGAGCGAAGGCAGCAAGAAGUUGAGACCGAGCUCAAGAUGUGGGACCCCCACAACGACCCCAAUGCCCAAGGAGACGCCUUCAAAACCCUUUUCGUGGCCAGAGUGAACUACGACACGACAGAGUCGAAGUUGCGACGCGAAUUUGAGGUCUACGGCCCCAUCAAGCGGAUCUACAUGGUGUACAACAAGCGCUCCGGGAAACCCCGCGGCUAUGCCUUCAUCGAGUAUGAGCACGAGCGGGAUAUGCACUCCGCCUACAAACACGCGGACGGGAAGAAGAUCGACGGCCGCCGGGUGUUGGUGGACGUGGAGCGGGGGCGGACGGUGAAGGGGUGGCGUCCCCGGCGCUUGGGGGGCGGUUUGGGGGGCACCCGGCGAGGCGGCGCUGACGUCAACAUCCGACACUCGGGGAGGGACGACACCUCCCGCUACGACGAGCGGGACCGGGAACGGGAACGUGAACGGGAACGCCGGGAACGCUCCCGGGAACGGGACCGUCGUCGCUCGCGCUCGCGGGAACGUCGUCGUCGGACGCGGAGCCGGGAAAAAGAAGAACGCGAACGGAAACGGGGCGGAAGUCGCGACCGGAGCAAAGAGCGGGAUCGGAAACGUCGCAGCCGCUCUCGCGAUCGGAAACGGGAUCGUGAUCGGGAUCGCGAUAAAAAGGACGAAGGUCCCGAAUCCCUGGAACCCCCCGAUGAGUUGGGGGGUGCCGCCGAUUCCGGCCCCCCGGACGGUUUGGGAUCGAAAGGAGAAAUGGAAGAUAAAAGCCGGGAUAGAGAUCGGGAACGUCGCCGAAGCCAUCGGGAACGGGAUCGACGUCGUGAUAGGGAUCGUGAUCGCGAUCGGCCGGAUCGGGAACACAAACGGGAACGGGAACGAUCGGAACGACGGGACGAGCGGCCCCCCGGCCCCGAGGGGGGGGAUUCCCUGGGGGAAUCCGCUUCCGACCUCUUCCUCCAGCCCGAAGCCCUGCCAGCCCCUGACGGCUACCUGGGGGCUGAGAAUGGCUACCUGCUGGAGCCCCCCCUGGAAUGAGGGCACCCCAAAUUGGGGGCACCCCAAAUUCCUUCCCCUCAGCCUGCUUUUUGCGCGCCCCCCCCCCCCCCCCCCCUUUUUUUUUUCCCCUCUGGCAAUAAAGGUGUUUUAAUGGAA
Grus americana (Whooping crane) is the source of this 1713-nucleotide messenger RNA. It is a transcript of the gene SNRNP70, whose product is annotated as small nuclear ribonucleoprotein U1 subunit 70. Lineage: Eukaryota; Metazoa; Chordata; Aves; Gruiformes; Gruidae. Gene Ontology annotation, molecular function: mRNA binding; U1 snRNA binding. The record is from RefSeq and is a predicted model, not a curated record. Gene Ontology annotation, biological process: mRNA splicing, via spliceosome. The coding region runs from base 1 to 1596 and encodes 531 amino acids. The transcript is spliced from 12 exons. Gene Ontology annotation, cellular component: U1 snRNP; precatalytic spliceosome; U2-type prespliceosome.